AUGGCUUCCAAUUUUAACGACAUCGUGAAGCAGGGCUACGUGCGCAUCCGGAGCAGGCGGCUGGGGAUUUAUCAGAGAUGCUGGUUAGUAUUCAAAAAAGCUUCAAGCAAAGGACCGAAGAGGCUGGAGAAAUUCUCAGAUGAACGAGCUGCUUACUUUAGAUGCUAUCACAAGGUCACAGAGCUCAAUAAUGUGAAGAAUAUAUUACGAAUGCCAAAAAGCACAAAGAAGCAUGCUGUUGGGAUUUAUUUUAAUGAUGACACAUCGAAAACCUUUGCUUGUGAGUCAGAACUUGAGGCAGAUGAGUGGUGCAAGGUGCUGCAGAUGGAGUGUCUUGGAACGCGAAUUAAUGACAUUAGCCUUGGAGAGCCUGACUUGUUGGCAUCUGGAGUAGAGAGGGAGCAGAGUGAGAGAUUCAAUGUGUAUUUGAUGCCAUCCCCUAAUUUAGAUGUGCAUGGGGAAUGUACCUUGCAGAUAACAUUUGAGAAUAUCUGUCUUUGGGACAUCCAGAAUCCCAGAGUAAAACUCAUCUCUUGGCCAUUAAGUGCCCUCCGACGCUACGGGCGGGACCCAUCUUGGUUCACGUUUGAAGCAGGGAGGAUGUGUGACACAGGAGAAGGACUAUUCAUCUUUCAGACCAGAGAUGGGGAAGCAAUCUACCAGAAGGUUCACUCGGCGGCUUUGGCCAUAGCAGAACAACAUGAGCGCCUGUUGCAGAGUGUGAAAAAUUCAAUGCUUCAGAUGAAAAUGAGUGAGCGAGCCGUGUCCCUCAGCACCAUGGUGCCCUUGCCCCGCAGCGCGUACUGGCAGCACAUCACGCGACAGCACAGCACUGGCCAGCUUUACGGUCUGCAAGAUGUUUCUAGCCCAGUGAAGCUUCAUCGCACGGACACUUUUCCAACCUACAGGUCAGACCAUCGAUAA
This is a messenger RNA of Haliaeetus leucocephalus (bald eagle), 924 nucleotides long. RefSeq names its product docking protein 5 (gene DOK5). The transcript is spliced from 8 exons. Gene Ontology annotation, biological process: cell surface receptor protein tyrosine kinase signaling pathway; positive regulation of MAPK cascade. NCBI's taxonomy places the organism in Eukaryota, Metazoa, Chordata, Aves, Accipitriformes, Accipitridae. The coding region runs from base 1 to 924 and encodes 307 amino acids. The record is from RefSeq and is a predicted model, not a curated record. Gene Ontology annotation, cellular component: cytoplasm.